AUGAUAUGCAUUGAAUGUGCUCAACCAGCAGAUUGCCUCUUCACAGUAUACUCUAACAAGCACAUCCAAUUGACAGAUUGUUUACACUGUCAAAAAGUGGUUGACCGUUAUGUGGAAUUUGACAAUGUGCUUCUGUUCAUAGAUCUACUUCUAUUGAAAUCAGGAGCCUACAGACACCUUGUAUAUAAUUCAUUGGAUCACAAAUUGUCACUAUAUGUCGAAUCUAAACCACCAGAAAAUGGUUCGUUACAAUGGUUAAGAUCAUGGUUCCAUGCAAUAAAGAAUUGGUUGGUAAAAUUUGAUAAAUUGAAUAGAGUAUGGCUCCUUUUGAUCGCAUUUGAGAUUUAUUUGACUUGGGUUAUUGAGGAAAGAAGUUUUACUGUGGAUUUCCAAUUAAAUGAAUAUGAUGGAAUUAUUGGUAACAAUCCUAUAAUGGAGAGAGUGUUCUCGUGGAAUCCAUUGAAUCAAUAUCUUUACUUCACGAUUUACUGCGUAUUUGAUAUUUGGAUAGUUCAUAAUCUGACUCGAUUCUUCAUCAUGAAUUGGAUCCAUUGGGGCCAGGAAGUGCGAAACGCUAAGGAUGUUUUAUCAUACGCCAUUCUACUGUCUUAUGGUGCCAAAAUUUUCCCCAUAUUGAUGCUUAUUUGGCCAUACGAUACAGUAUUUUCCAUGAAUAUAAUAAAAUGUGUGGCUAAUCUGUAUAUAAUCGAAUCCCUCAAAGCCAUUACCAAUUUGCCAUAUAGCUGGAUUCUACAAGUAUCAGCCGUAGUAUGGAUACUAAGAUGGGUACUAGUCAAUUUUGUGAUGACAGUACUCGUUGCAGGUGGCGAUUGGCAAUUUAUGAAGGAAAGCUUCGUAAAUUCGGCGACUAUUUAUGGUGCCCUUACGUUGAAAUUAUUCAUGACAAACGCUUAA
Zygosaccharomyces rouxii is the source of this 915-nucleotide messenger RNA. RefSeq names its product sterol homeostasis protein ARV1 (gene ARV1). The transcript has a single exon. Gene Ontology annotation, cellular component: Golgi apparatus; cortical endoplasmic reticulum. The coding region runs from base 1 to 915 and encodes 304 amino acids. Gene Ontology annotation, biological process: sterol metabolic process; sphingolipid metabolic process; intracellular sterol transport. The record is from RefSeq and is a predicted model, not a curated record. NCBI's taxonomy places the organism in Eukaryota, Fungi, Ascomycota, Saccharomycetes, Saccharomycetales, Saccharomycetaceae.